Molecule: messenger RNA, 1045 nt
Organism: Westerdykella ornata
Lineage: Eukaryota; Fungi; Ascomycota; Dothideomycetes; Pleosporales; Sporormiaceae
Exons: 1
Coding region: 354-890 (178 amino acids)
Source: RefSeq, a predicted model, not a curated record
GUGUUCCGUCUUCCCCUCGGAACGGCCGGGGAUCCAGUGUGUCGGACGGAGACGCAUGGUGGCUGCCAUUCUGGCGUGAGUUGAGUGGUUGACGCGAAGAAAGUUGUUGGGUAGGAGGCUCGUCGUCGGGUAUGUGGUCACCGUAGGGCUGUUUCUAAGCGGUGGGAUGUCAGUAUUGGCCUACCAAUGUGCACCUGAGACCCUAGCUCUGCGGUGAAGAGGAAGAAAGUAGUCACACACCAUCUCGCUCAGAGGCACAGCUAGGUCCCACAUUCCACCACCACCGUGAGAGCUGCUUGGAGGGGUCAAGUGCGGAAUGCUCUGCAGCUGGUGAGUAGAGGUCACGGCCAUGUAUGUCCUGCCGUCUGUCCUGCCGGGCGGUGGGGGUUUGGAAAAGUGGAUCGAGUGUCUCAAGCACUAAGGAAAGGGCGUUCGCGCCGACGUCACCGGAGGUCCUCUGCGCUGUGGCUGCUUCGAACGCGUAUAUGUCGCAGUGUGAUCAGGGUUUCCCGUCUGUGGGAAUAGCGGCUAUGAGCGAUCGGCCAUGGAGCUGUGAAAGAGAGUUGUAUGCCUGGUGUUUGCGCAGUACUCCUGCCCCUGCUCGCCGGCGAGGGAGCGAUCAAUUGUCGCGGCGUCUCGAAGAAAGGGGGAACGAACGACAGCGGAAAGGGUCCCUGCGAGGCUCCUGUCCAAUAUCAGGAAUCUUGCUAGCCGCAGAGUCGACGGCGAGGGGGGCGGAGAGGGGAGGGGAUAAUGAACGACGGGCGCGGUGCUUGGGAGGAUGCUCAGUUUGGUCGAUGAUUGGAGAGGAAACACACACAGCGCUUGGGCCACGUCGCGGGCGAGGCCGAAGAGAUCAGCGAGGAAGCGGACACAGGAAAUCCUACUAACCCGCACAGUCUGGAUCUCAGCCCUGUUGCUGUGUUCAGGAAGCUCGCUUCAAAGCACAAAGAUUCUUUUCAAAAGUCUUCGUGGUGCUGUGUUUACCAUUUCGAUGCGGGGUUCUUGAGCCACGUGCCCCAACAUUGCAUAGUAGGUUCACUAG